Molecule: messenger RNA, 1435 nt
Organism: Galeopterus variegatus (Sunda flying lemur)
Lineage: Eukaryota; Metazoa; Chordata; Mammalia; Dermoptera; Cynocephalidae
Product: protein crumbs homolog 1-like
Exons: 5
Coding region: 185-1435 (416 amino acids)
Biological process (GO): heterophilic cell-cell adhesion; establishment or maintenance of epithelial cell apical/basal polarity
Cellular component (GO): plasma membrane; protein-containing complex
Molecular function (GO): calcium ion binding
Source: RefSeq, a predicted model, not a curated record
UAAGAAGCACAACUGCUUUUGAGUCUGAGUCCCUGUGUUUUCUGUGAGGAAGCUGUAAGAGGGGUGGGACAGAGAUGGCACCUGGGAGCUCUGAGGCACCCGCUCCUUUCUGAGGCAGACAGGGAUCAGGAGCCGGGGAUCAGCCCACCAGCAACGCAUCCGAGGAUGUUCUCAACAUGAGACCAUGGCGCUUAAGAAAAUUAACUACCUGCUCGUCAUCCACCUCAGUUGCUCACUGCUCAUCUAUAUAAAAAAUUCCUUUUGCAAUAAAAAUGACACCAGGUGCCUCUCAAAUUCUUGCCAAAAUAAUUCUACCUGCAAGGAGUUUUCAAAAGACGACGACUGCCAUUGUUCAGACAUAGCCAACAAUUUGGACAAAGACUGUGACAAUGGAAAAAAUCCUUGCGUCUCCAAUCCCUGUCAAGGAAGUGCCACUUGUGUCAACACCCCAGGAGAAAGGAGCUUUCUGUGCAAAUGUCCUCCUGGAUAUAGUGGGACGACCUGUGAAACUGCCGUUAGCUCCUGUGCUAUGAACUUCUGCCAACAUGGAGGUGUUUGCCAUCAGAACCCUGUUCACCCCAUGUGCAUCUGCCCUGCUGGAUAUGCCGGAAGAUUCUGUGAGCUAGAUCAGGACGAGUGUGCUUCCAGCCCUUGCCACAAUGGGGCCAUGUGCCAGGACGGAGUCGAUGGCUAUUCCUGCUUCUGUGUCCCAGGAUAUCAAGGCAGGCACUGUGACUUGGAAGUGGAUGAAUGUGUUUCAGGUCCCUGCAAGAACGAGGCCACCUGCCUCAAUGAGAUAGGACGAUACACUUGCAUCUGUCCUCGUGAUUAUUCCGGUGUAAACUGUGAAUUGGAAGUUGACGAAUGUUGGUCCCAGCCCUGUCUACAUGGUGCAACUUGUCAGGAUUCUCUGGGCGCUUAUUUCUGUGACUGUGCCCCUGGGUUCCUAGGGGAUCACUGUGAACUCGACAUUGAUGAGUGUGCCAGUCAGCCUUGUCUCCAUGGAGGGCUAUGCGUCGAUGGAGGAAACAGAUAUAGCUGUAACUGCACGGGUAGUGGAUUCACAGGAACACACUGUGAGACCUCGAUGCCUCUUUGCUGGUCAAAACCUUGUCACAAUAAUGCUACGUGUGAGGACAGUAUUGACAAUUACACUUGUAACUGCUGGCCAGGAUACACAGGUGCCCAGUGUGAGACUGACAUCAAUGAAUGCAGCAGUAACCCCUGCUGGUCUGAUGGCGAAUGUGUGGAGCUGUCCUCAGAGAAACACUAUGGACAUGUUGCUGGGCUGCCUUCCUCAUUCAGCUACCAUGAAGCCUCAGGUUAUGUCUGCAUCUGUCAGCAUGGAUUCACAGGUGAGGCCAGGGAGACAAGACAUGACUUGGCUUUCUGGCAUUUUAUGGCAGACCAUGGAUUUAACCAGAUGGUGUUUUAG